AUGACAGAAACAAGAAUUACAACACCACCUCCGCCAACAAUAACAACAAAGAAAACAACUUUAGGGCAAUUAUGCGAACAAUCCCUGCUUAGAUACUCUAUCAAACCACAGUCACUCCCUAACGGUUUAAAGAGUAUUCUAGAUGAUAAUGACUCUGAUAUUUUGCUACACAGACUAUCAAAGAAUAUGUUCAAAAGCGACAUCACAUUUCAGCAAUGGAGUGAUGCAUUUGAAGAGAUAUGUGCGAUGCAUCAUGUAGAGGAAGAAUUAAAGAGUUGGGUCAUUCUCAUCUAUAAGGCAUUUCCACCAAGAAUGCUCGAUCGUACAUGGACUGUAACUGAUACAGUAUAUCAAUGGAAUGACUUUAAAUAUCAAUUAGAGAUAAAUUGGGACAAACAGAAUCAAAAUGACGAGCAAAAGAUCGACGCAGUCAAUGACCUGUUGAAUAACUUAAAAUCUUAUAGACAAACAAAGCAAGAUCUCCCACCACAACAACAACAACAACAACAACAACAACAACAACAACAACCACCACAUUCAUCAUCAUCAUCAACGACGACAACGACAAACAAUAUACAAAAUGAAGUAACCAACCAAAAACAAGAUAACCAUACUACGACUGCUUCAACCGAAAAUGAUUUCAACAAUGACAUCGAAUCUGGUGAUAACACACCAUGCAGAACCCUAUUUGUUAGAAAUAUAUUAAUUGGAUCUGAUGAAGAGGAGGUUGUAUCAAUCUUUGAGCAAUAUGGUGAGAUUAGAAGAAAAUUCUCCCAAAUCUCAAGAGGUAUUUGUUUUAUUGCCUAUUAUGAUAUCAGAGAUGCAGAAACCGCAAAGAUCAAAGCAGAAGGCCUAAAAAUUAGAAACAGACCAAUCCAUAUAAGCUUUUCUAAAAGCUCGCCUGAAAUAUCGAGCAUCAUUCUUGUAAGAAAUGGUGAUAUAUCUCUUAGUAAAUUGAAAUCACAUUUUAAUCGUUACGGUGAGCUAAAAGAAAUUUCAAAAAAUGCAAACAAUCAAUAUAUGGUUGAUUUCUACGAUGUUAGAGAUUGCGAAGCUGCAUUUAAAUUAUCAAGAGAAAAGAAAAUAGAUGGUCAAUAUCUUGACCUUGUUAAAUGGGAGCCAUUCAAUGACAAACAUAGUUACAACGAUAAAGAUUCAACCAGGCCAUCUCGACGAUCAUUGUCGCCAUCACGUGGUGGUAAAUCCGGUUACAGGGAUAGAUCACCCGAAAGAAAUGAUCAAAGAGAUAGAAAAAGAAAAAAUGAGGACUCGUCUCCCCUAAGAUCUCGCUCUCCUAUACGCUUCCCUUUGCGACCAAAGAAAAAGGCUAAAGACAAAUAUACGGAAGAAAUUCGUUCUUUGGAUCCAUCUAUCCUUUGGUUUCGCGAAAAGUAUAAAAUAUGUGUAAAGUGUGGUAUCUAUGGACACAACUACAAGGCUUGCACUAACCAAUUGGCCAGAGAAAAGAUUAAAGUCGAAAGAUGGGUCAUAGAAGAGAGAAACAAAGAGAUAUUUGGCCACAAAUACCUGCCUCCACAAGUUCGAAUCAAAGACACUCGCAAGAGUCCAAGUCCUACCCGUGAUCGAUCGAAUCGCAGGUCAAGUAUGACCCGUGAUUCGAGUCCAAUUAGAGAAUCAAGGGGAAGAAGCCCCACUCGUCGUAUGAGCCCAGAGAGAGAAAGAAGAAUGAAUCGAGGAGGCUCAAAUAGAGGAAUGAGUCCGUCUAGAUCAUCAUACAGGAACCGGUCAAGUAUGGACCGUCGUUCUAGAAGUAUGGACCGUCGUUCUAGAAGUAUGGAAAGAGGUAGAAAUGUGGAUCGCGGACAAAGCCCUAGAAAAUACAACGAUAGGGAAACUGGAUAUCACGGAAACAGACGACAAGACACAAAUAGUUCUAUGGAAAAUGUAGACUCUAGGCUAAAUUAUCAACAACCACCACCACCACAACUACAAGAUCGACAACAUCAGCAACAACAACCACAACAUCAACAACAACUACAUCAGCAUCAACAAUUUCAACAACAACCACAACAGCAAUUUCAACAACAACCACAACAACAAUUUCAACCACAACCACAACAACAAUUUCAACAGCAACCACAACAACAACAAUUACAACAUCAACAACAAUAUCAAUACCAACAACAUCAAGGACAACAACCGUCAUCGGAUAUGCGCUACAUUUCAAACACAUCUCCACCCAACAAUCAAUACUCACUACACUACAAUGAAAAUAAUAAUUUAAGCAAUAAUAAUAAUAUUAAUAACCAUAAUAAUCAUAAUAUUCAUAAUAAUAAUAAUAGUAAUGGUUCACAAAGUCAUACACUGACAUCACCCCCACCCCAUCAAUAUACAUACUCUUAUCCUUCCAAUCAUUCCUAUGGACCACCAACGAAUCAAUAUACACCUCCACCAUAUAACCCAUAUCAAACUCCUCCUCAAUCAUUUGGGGGUCCUCCAGUUAGCCAAUAUCAACCUCCCCAACAACAACAACAACAACAACCAGUUUCAACGCCACCACAACAUACAUCCCAGUAUUAUACCAACCAACCGCCACAACAAGGAGUAAUCUAUGAAACACCAAUGUAUGGCCAACAACAACAACAACAACCGCCACAACAACCACAACAACAAUCACACCAACGACAGCAACCACACCAACAACAACAACACCAACAAUCACAGUCUAAUCCAAACAACUACUAUCCCUGA
This is a messenger RNA of Cavenderia fasciculata, 2712 nucleotides long. RefSeq lists its product as uncharacterized. Gene Ontology annotation, cellular component: nucleus. The transcript has 5 exons. Gene Ontology annotation, molecular function: RNA binding. The record is from RefSeq and is a predicted model, not a curated record. Bases 1 to 2712 code for a protein of 903 amino acids. Lineage: Eukaryota; Evosea; Eumycetozoa; Acytosteliales; Cavenderiaceae.